This is a messenger RNA of Cataglyphis hispanica, 5861 nucleotides long. RefSeq names its product ecotropic viral integration site 5 ortholog (gene Evi5). Bases 91 to 2724 code for a protein of 877 amino acids. The transcript is spliced from 9 exons. The record is from RefSeq and is a predicted model, not a curated record. Lineage: Eukaryota; Metazoa; Arthropoda; Insecta; Hymenoptera; Formicidae.
AAUCGCGUGACAAUGCCAAAAUAAAAUAGAAACGAGAACACGUUCCGCGAAUACUAUAAUCGCGAUAGUGAAAACGAACAAAGCGCUUCGAUGGUUCUUCGCGGCUUGUUGGCCCCUGCGGCAGCUCGUUGGAGGAGAAAUAAAACUGCGAAAAGAAGCCAGAGCGUCGUUCGGGACAACGUAAACGCGUCGGUCGGCCAAUUAGGACUGUCACGUUAUGGACCGCAGGUGAUGAGCGUGCUGUGUUUGUGCACCUCCAGCAUCCACCAGUCUACCCGUAACGUCACGCACACCGGCAAGAUACUCCCGAGUCCGCCGUUAGACACCCUUUGCGAGCAGCAAAUAACGCCCUCGCAAGAAAUACCCACUGACGAGCUGGCUCUAUUAGCUAAGCUGGAGGAAGCCAAUAGACUGAUAGAAUCCGAUGCAAAAUCACUGAACUCUCUUCAAAGUAAUCAUAGCAGAAAGGGCUCCGAUACAUCACAGGUGUCUGUGGCGUCGGGGGGCAGCGGAGGUAACGGCGAUGCUGCGCCCCGACGCCACAAUCCAGCCGAUGGUGAAGAAAAUACGUGGACUCUCUGGGGUCACAUAGUAUCUGAUUGGGAUUACCAUUGGAAGAAGAGGAAAGAAUUUGUUAAGGAAUUGGUUCGUCAAGGCAUACCUCACCAUUUCAGAGGCAUUGUUUGGCAAUUAUUAAGCGGUGCCCAUGACUCUCCCAUUAAGAAACAAUUCGCUGAGUACAUUAAAGCAACAUCAGCCUGUGAGAGGAUAAUUAGAAGAGAUAUCGCUAGGACAUAUCCUGAACAUGACUUUUUUAAAGAAAAAGAUGGUCUUGGUCAGGAAAGUCUGUUUAAUGUUAUGAAAGCGUAUAGCCUUCACGAUCGUGAAGUAGGAUACUGCCAAGGCUCAGGGUUUAUAGUAGGAUUACUCUUAAUGCAGCAAAUGCCGGAAGAAGAAGCUUUUGCUGUACUAGUAGCGCUUAUGCAAGAAUAUCGCUUACGAGACAUGUUCAAACCAAGUAUGGCUGAGUUAGGAGUGUGCAUGUAUCAAUUGGAACAUUUAGUUGCUGACACGCAUCCCGAACUUCAUGCUCACUUCACAGCCCAAGGUUUCCAUACGUCGAUGUAUGCGUCCUCUUGGUUUCUUACAUUAUUUACCACAGCGCUAAGUCUUCCUCUAGCAUGUCGCAUUUUUGAUGUCUUUCUAUCAGAAGGCAUGGAAAUUAUCUUCAAAGUCGCAUUGGCGAUGUUACAUUUAGGCAAAGAAGAUUUGCUCAGUUUAGAUAUGGAAGGCAUGUUAAAGUUUUUCCAGAAGCAAUUGCCUGGAAAGGCUGAAAAAGAUCCUGAUGGUCUCAUGACACUCGCUUAUGGAAUGAAAAUCAAUCCAAAAAGAAUGAAGAAAUUGGAAAAGGAUUACACUAUUCUAAAGAUGAAGGAGCAGGAAGAAAUGGUCGAACUACGUAGACUUCGAGCGGAUAACAGAUUGCUUAGACAAAGAACUGAACUUCUAGAAGCGGAGUCCGCGGAAUUGGCCGACAGAUUAGUUAGAGGUCAAGUUUCACGAGCCGAAGAAGAAGAAACUGCUUUUAUAGCGCAGAGAGAAUUGGCGGCACUUCGACAUUCGCAUCUCGAGACGAGUCAUCAACUCGAACAAGCUCACGAGGAAUUGAGAUCGCUUUCGAUUCUUCUCGAGGAGAACAUGACAUCUAGACAGUCGUCGCUCGAUGAGAUAUUAGUAAAGCAAGAAGCAUUAUCGCAAAAGGAAGAGAUGAUACAGUGUUUGCAAGAGGAAUUGGUUAGAGUUAGGUUACACGAGGCAGAAAAUGAUGCAUUAAUUAGAGAACUUAGAGGAAGAAUACAAGAAUUGGAACAAGAUAAAAAAACUUUGCGCGAAUCGACGCCAGACAACUCUGUUGCUCAUUUGCAAGAGGAACUCAUUGCAGUUAAACUUAGAGAGGCAGAAGCUAAUUUAUCCUUAAAGGAUUUACGACAGAGGGUCAUGGAACUAAGCGCAGCCUGGCAGAGGCAUCUACAAGAACAUCGUGCUGCUCAAUCAGCACCUGCCGCUGAUUCUACGCCAAAGAAGCUGCUGUUUUGGGAAAAUCGGGGUCACGAAGUACAGAAGUUUGAAGAAGACUUAAUGACGACCAGGAUUCGAGAAAUGGAAGCGUUAACCGAAGUUAAGGAGCUUCGACUUAAAGUUAUGGAGCUUGAAACUCAGGUGCAGGUGGCAACCAAUCAGCUUCGUAGACAAGAUGAAGGUGGGAAAGUACUUAAGGAUGAUUUGGAGGCUGCGUUAGCUCGGGAAAAGGAUCUGGCCGCCAAGCUGAGAGAACAACAGCACAAGUAUUCUGAUCUGGAAUCGAAAAUGAAAGACGAGGCUAUGAUGGCCAGGAUACGCGAUGCCGAACAUGCACAACAGGUGGCAGAGCUUACACAAAAAAUAUCUCUACUCGAAUUGAAGAACGAGGAAAUGCAUGCAGAGGGCGAACUUAGAAAUAAUUUAGAUGACAGUGAAAAAGUAAGGGAACUUCAGGAUAAAGUCGCUGAAUUAAAAGCUGAGGUCAUGAGGCUAGAGAGCUGGAAGCAACGAUGGACGGGUCUCGGCGGGCAAACUGUGCGAAGUUUUAGCGUCGAUACUGAAAGCGAAUUGGAUGAGCGGGAUCUCAGAAUUUGUUUACAGGAUCAUAUCAAUACGACCACGCCAAACUCACCCGAGGUAUAGAAUUCUAUGUAUACCAGACCAUUAGUAGGCAGCUAACUAAUACUCCGUUAUCGAUGCGUACGAAUCUUUUGUUCGUCGUUCGGCUUUCGCUGUAGGAAAUAACGCAUAUGCGCUUAGAUUGUAAUAUACGGGGGAGUAGACCCGUAAUAAUCCUGUUUAGAUACGUGUAUUACUUCUAGGCCAAAUAUAACAAAUAUGCAUAGCCAAUUAAUUAAUAAUACUAUAACGAUAAUGAACGAAACAAUGAAAUAAUAAUGAUAGACAUUCGGUAAUCGAUCCAAGUAAUCUCGAUCGUAAUCAGGAACAAUAGUUUUAAAGAAAUCAAAUUGUAAUUUAUAAUUCGAUACUUGGAGAUUUCUUUAAAGCUACAUUUUUUCAGAGCGAUCACCCCAGAAAAUAAGAAUCUGUUUUAAUACUUUAUAUGUGCAACACUAUAGCUGAAUAUUGUUUAUUACUACAGCAAUAUAUUAUUAUUAUGAUACUUUACACAUUAUAUUACAUGGAGUAUUAUAGAGCAUAGGGAAACGUCAUAGUUUAACAACACAGAGUAUUAUAUAGAAUAUAACAAUUGUGUUUAUUAGUUAGUAAAUGACUAUUACAUAACAAUUAUCCUUUUUCGAUCGAGGUUUAGACAUGAUAAUCUCGAAAGAACUUCAAAAUCUAAAAUCUACAGAUUUGAAUUUGUUCUUUCCGUGAAAUUUGUUGCAAGCAAAUUUUAUGUGAUCAUCUUGCAAUAUCUAAACCCUCGCCUCCAGUAUACGCAGUUGAAUUAUUUAUUCUACAUUCUAUAUAAAAAAAGAUCGAUAUUAUACCCUAAUUAAUAAGAUUAAAUCCAAUAAUUAAUCGAUCCGUAUAUAAACUUCGUAUAUUUACUCAUUAAUAAGUGUAGGAUUCUUAAUGUAUGAUAUAAUAUUCCCAAAUAUGUGGAAAGUUCUUAUCUCUCUUAUUUAAAGGUUUGAACUGUUUAAUAAUUGCUCGAAGCUUGAUUACGAUCCGCAGAUUAUGCAAAGAUUAUCAUAGACUAUUUCGUGACACACGCAACUGUUUUUAUACGCAUCAUAUACUCUGUGUAUUUUUUGUAAUUCAUACCAAAUGUAAUCGCAUUUAAGAAGUUGUAUAUUAAACGUGGCAAACGUGAUGAGACGGGAAAUAUAUUACCGUUUUUUAUAAAUAUAUGUAUUUAUAUAUGUGUGUCACGAGGGAUCAUCGCACAAUACACAAAUCAUGAUAUUCAUGCAACAUACAGCGUGGGUUAUUCUAAUUGAAAAAUUUGUCUAUCUAAAGUUUAAGAUACAUUAUACUCUCGAACAGGAGGAUAAAUCGAAUUCUUAUUAUUGUUGUCCCAUAUGUAUAUGUAUAUCAUUUGUAAUAUAUUUAAUGAAUUUUUCUUAAAAAAAAAAGAGAUAAAAAAAUACUAAUUUUUACGGAUAAUAUGCAAUAUGCGCACAGCACAAAGUGUGCAAUUUAAUUACUUAAAGAACUUUCGAGUGGGAUUAUAAGAUCGUAUUGAAAAUCGAUGUUAUUAUUUCGAGGAAGAGAAGCUAAAGUUUUGUCUUUCAAUUAAUUUAUAACGAUUGCGGAUUGUCGAAACUGAAACCGAACGAGAUAAUCGGAAAUGUUUGUAAAAAAUUAGUAUCCGCACAGUUCACGUUCCUUACAAUGGUUUCUUAGGAUAAUUACUUUCAAUAUAAGCACUCGCGGAAACACCUUGCUACUUUCUUUUAUAACGAAUCAUCUCAGCCUACUUGCAACGCAUCUUUUCUUGCUUGGCCUAAAUCGUUAUAUUCUUUUUAUCGCGCUAACACACGAUUGGAAUCGAUUAAUGUUUUAGGCAUUGUAAAUUUGUGCGUAAAUGAAUUAUGCGAGUCACUUUUGAGGAAAGCCGCCUUUAAUUUCACGCAUGUGUGUGUGCAAAUUAGCAUGAGUGUAUUUUCUAACGAAAUAACGAUGAUACAAGCAAAAUGAUAUUUCGUGAUAUUUUCCGAUUACUGUGCUGUACAGCGAAUUUUGCAUAGCGUUAAAAAAUUGAAUAUAAAUAAAUUAAUUCAUUUUUACCACAUGAGCCGCACAUGCAUUAAAUGAGGUACCAAAAUUGAUAUCAAUUAAGAAUUAAACGAAAAUUGUAGAAAACACAAGUAAUUGAUUGUUAUAGUGUCGAGUAAUGUAUUUAUUGUAAGUAGAACGACAAGGAAUAAAUGUGCAAGACCGAAGAGAAAGUGACGUUUGUAUUUGCGUUCUGAAUUUAGGAGAAAUAUUUACGGCGUUUCAGAUUUUGUUGCACAUUAUAAAUUAUGCUAUUUAAAAAAAAAUCGUGUUGUUAAUAAUCAAUUUAAUCAUUAUAGAUUCUUAGUAUCGAUAGAUGUGUGAACCGCGUUGUAGUAUCGUAUAACACAUAUCUGUAGUCUAUCUUUCUCUCUUCUGUGUCACUAAAUCUGUAUAUAUAGACUGUCCUAGACCUACCGAGUAUAUUAUCAUUCAGCUAUAAAUAUACCAGGAAUCAAUCUAAUUGAAAUGGCAAUUCAAUGUUAUAGUUUUUAAUAUAGUGAUGAAAUUAUCUUAUUAUUAGAACGACAGACUGAGAAGUAUACACUUAAUGAAAUUAAGUUUUAAAAGCGAUGAAAUUAUUGUUCUUCAAAUGAUUUAAAGUAAAUCUAAUUUUUUUUCUCUUUAAUUUCUUUUUAUUCCCAGAGUUUUAAGAUCGAUAUAUAUAUUUUUUUGUCAAGGACCGAAAAUUCGCGACAAACGAUAAGUUUCAAUCAAAGUUUUUCACUCGGAAAAAGUCGAUAUAAAAUUAAUUGAAGAGUUACAAUUUAAUAAAUACAGUUCGCUAGGUCGAGAACACCAUCUAUAUGAUAUGAAUCCAUUCCAAAUUGAAUUAUUGAUCGUCUGCACGAUAAAAGCGAAAUAAUAAAUAAAUCUGCGACUACGAUUGCAUCUAACGAUAUCAAUUACGAUAUAAAUUAAGUUGCAUAAACCACGUUGUUUGCGAAGAUAAAUUAUUAUUAAUCAUCAUUUUUGUAUUGAAAUACACAAAACGUUCCUUAAGAUUUAUUUUUAAUUAAAUUCGGUAUGUGUGCAUUUAUCGUGCAAUUUCGAAAUUUUAAUAAAGAUAACUGACGUUAAUUGAAGAUAAAUAA